AUGUUUUCAUCAUCAUUAUGCUCAUUUGGAAGAAAAUGGACACCAGGUGCCAUUAGAAACAUUAGAAAAAUUAGAGAACAACAAAAACAAGCAGAAAUUAGAAGAAAAGAGGCAAGACCAAUUAGACCAGUUUCAAUUUAUUUUAAGGAAAUUUUACAAGAAGUUAAAGAAGAAGAACCAACUGCCACCCAAUCAAACUAA
Dictyostelium discoideum AX4 is the source of this 201-nucleotide messenger RNA. RefSeq lists its product as hypothetical. Bases 1 to 201 code for a protein of 66 amino acids. The transcript is spliced from 2 exons. The record is from RefSeq and is a predicted model, not a curated record. NCBI's taxonomy places the organism in Eukaryota, Evosea, Eumycetozoa, Dictyosteliales, Dictyosteliaceae.